AUGGGUGCCGCAAUCGCUGCUUUAAAUUCCCAACAACAAGAAGCUCAACGCUUAGAAAGGGUUGAAAGGAAAGUUUUUAAGGAUCCGGACAAUGCUUUCGAUAUUUCGGACAGGAAGUUCAUAAAAAUUUUCAGAUUAUCAAAGAAUACCGUUAUGAACCUAACGGAUGACAUCGAACAUUGUUUUCCGCCUGGAGGAAUUCCACCUCAUUUGCGAGUUCUUGCAGCUUUACGAUUUUAUGGGACUGGAUCGUAUCAGGAAUCUGUGGCCGGUGAUGAGUACAUACGUCUCAGUCAAAAGUCGGUCAGCAGGUGCAUCCACGAUGUGUCAUCGGCUAUAAGCAGUGAAGUCAUGCCAAGGCAAAUUAGAUUCCCAAGCACGGAAGAGCAGGAGCAGAUAAAGCGAAGGGUUUAUCUAAAGCACAAUUUUCCUGGCGUGAUUGGCACUAUAGAUUGCACUCAUGUAAGAAUAGUUGCACCUGCUGAAGACUCAACCGAGAUCCGGCAAAUGAGUUUUUUUAGCAGGAAAGGCUUCCACUCGCUCAAUGUUCAACUGAUCGCAGAUGACUCUUUAUUGAUCCGCUCUGCGAAUGCCAGAUACCCGGGGAGUGUCCACGAUUCAUUCAUUUGGAAAAACUGCAUUGUGAGGUCCCACUUAACCAGUUUAAGGAAUCAAGGGCGUAGAAAUUUUUGGUUGCUUGGUGAUUCCGGCUAUCCACUCGAACCCUGGCUCCUCACCCCACAUGCAAAUCCAGAUGAAAACAGCAGAGAAGAACGAUUCAACCGUCGUUUUUGCACCAUAAGAUCUGGUGUGGAAAGAUGUAACGGUGUUCUCAAAGGACGCUUUCGUUGUUUGAUAAAAGACAGAGCCCUCCACUACGAACCUGAGGUUGCUGCAAAUAUUGUUUAUGCAUGUGCAACAUUGCAUAAUAUAUGCAUUAGGCAAAAAAUACCUCUGCUAGAUCCCGAGCAACCUGAUGAUAGAAGGGAAGAGGAAGAUGAUAAGCCUGAGCCUGAUGACAGUGCAUAUGCAGCCUCUCUAUUCAAUAUUGGCAAAAAAAUUAGGGAUAGCAUUACCUUACGUUUUUAA
Uloborus diversus is the source of this 1089-nucleotide messenger RNA. Its product is annotated as putative nuclease HARBI1. Lineage: Eukaryota; Metazoa; Arthropoda; Arachnida; Araneae; Uloboridae. The transcript has 4 exons. The coding region runs from base 1 to 1089 and encodes 362 amino acids. The record is from RefSeq and is a predicted model, not a curated record.